Molecule: messenger RNA, 627 nt
Organism: Strongylus vulgaris
Lineage: Eukaryota; Metazoa; Nematoda; Chromadorea; Rhabditida; Strongylidae
Source: the annotation of a GenBank genome assembly
AUGUUUUCUUUAUUAUUCAAAAAAAGAGAGUCGGAAACAUCCAAACAAAGUGAUGGGAAUAAGAAACAUGUUACAUGGGAUGACGCUGUGAAAGAAGAGGAUAAGCAGGAGGAAGAAACGAAUCCAAUCAAGAAAGCAGCCAAGCAAAGUAUGGAAGGCGCGAAAAAGGAACUUCCUGACUAUUAUGAUCCUGAGGAAGAUGAUGACAAUGAAAAGUGGAUGCAACAACGCAGAAAGGCUACAGGAUUGACUGAAGCAGCAAAAAAAGUUAAAGAAGCUAGGCCACGUAUCGAUGGAGAUUCUGACGCUGUUCUAUCUUGUCCUGGAUGCAUGGUAAUGUUAACCAGAGAUUGUCAGAGGCAUGAAAUCUACAGUGGCCAAUACAGAGCAAUGUUCGUCGAGAACUGUCGUGUGGAACAUGAAAGCCUUAAAAUUGAGAAAACUGGUAAAGAGCGACGCCGUGAACGGCAAAAGUUGAAGAAAAUGGGUCUCGAUCCCAAUGAACAGCCGACAGCUGAAGAAGAUUUGUUCCUGCCAGUGCAUUGUGCUGUUUGUUCGACCAAUGUUGCCGUCAUGGAUCAUGAUGAAGUAUACCACUUCUUCAAUGUCUUGUCCGGUUAUGCUUAA